Molecule: messenger RNA, 2204 nt
Organism: Girardinichthys multiradiatus
Lineage: Eukaryota; Metazoa; Chordata; Actinopteri; Cyprinodontiformes; Goodeidae
Gene: pcolce2b
Product: procollagen C-endopeptidase enhancer 2b
Exons: 9
Coding region: 112-1407 (431 amino acids)
Molecular function (GO): protein binding
Source: RefSeq, a predicted model, not a curated record
ACAGCUCAGAACAAACCUUAUAUUCAUGUGCCUGAUCUUGCAGUGGUUCAAACUCCCCGCAGCAACUCCUGGGCACUUUAGCACUCCUCCACCGCUUUGCUGCUGAGCGCAAUGCCACGGGGCGAAAUCAGGCGCAGCGCCUGCUCCGUUUCUCCAGCCGUGUGGAGGACAUGUAUCUUUGGCGCAUGGACUCUGCUGUUCCUGACGGAAGUCUGUGCGCAGUCUCAGCAGAGACCAAUCUUUAUAUGUGGCGGAAACAUCACAGGGGAGUCUGGAGUUAUUGGAAGCCAAGGUUACCCAGGCGUUUACCCCCCAAACACCAAGUGUGUGUGGAGAAUCACAGUACCUGAAGGCAAGGUGGUCGUACUGUCAUUUCGCUUCAUUGAUCUGGAGAGCGACAACCUUUGUCGCUAUGACUACGUGGAUGUACACAGCGGUCAUGCCAAGGGGCAGAGACUUGGUCGCUUCUGUGGGACCUUCAUGCCCGGAGCCCUCGUGUCCACUGACAACAAGAUGCUCCUGCAGAUGGUGUCUGACGCCAACACUGCUGGCAGUGGCUUCCUCGCCGUUUUCUCUGCUGCCCACCCUCAUGAGAGAGGUGAGCAGUACUGUGGAGGCACACUAGAUAAACCAUCUGGGACUUUCAAAACACCUAACUGGCCUGAAAAGGACUAUCCAGCUGGUGUCACCUGCUUCUGGCAUAUAGUGGCACCAAAAAACCAGAUCAUUGAAGUAAAGUUUGAGAAGUUCGACGUGGAGCGAGACAACUACUGCCGCUAUGACCAUGUCUCCAUCUUCAACGGGGCAGAAAUAAAUGACGCCAAACGGAUCGGCAAAUACUGCGGAGACAGCCCCCCAGCGCCAGUGUUCUCAGAGGGGAAUCAGCUCCUGAUUCAGUUCCUGUCAGAUCUCAGUCUGACAGCGGAUGGCUUCAUUGGACACUACAAGUUCAGACCGAAGACGUUGCCCAACACCACCACACCACCAACUACCACCACACAGCCGGUCACUACUAGGCCCAUACCUCUGAAGCACUCCGUCGCCUUGUGUCAGCAGAAAUGCAAAAGACGAGGAACCCUUGAGAGCAAUUACUGCUCCAGUAAUUUUGUGAUAACUGGCACGGUCAUUACUGCAGUCAUAAGAGGAGGAAGCAUGUACGCCACCGUCUCCAUCAUCAAUGUGUAUAAGGAAGGGAGCCUGGCAAUCCAGCAGGCGGGGAAGACAAUGAGCACCAAGAUCAUUAUCCUGUGCAAAAAGUGUCCAUUAAUCAGAAGAGGCUUGAACUACAUCUUCAUGGGCCAGGUGGAUGAGGACGGCCGGGGGAAGAUCGCCCCGCACCACUUCGUUAUGGCCUUCAAGAAGAAGAACCAGAAAGGACUUAACGUUCUAAAAAACAGGCAGUGCUGAUCUUUCCCUGUCGCUCCGAGGAUCUCCGCUGCACCGUUCCCGCUCAAAGGGGCUCAGCUGUGGAUGGAAACAAUUAGGCUGAAAACUGAACUCCAUCGAAACUCCACGAAAUCUGGGUGCACAGCUGGCAGGGAAAAACAAAGAAUAUGUAUGGUUCAUUAAAUUAAGGGUAACUCACAUUUUUGCAUUUGUUAGGACUUGUUUCUGCUAAUUUGGCACACAACAUUUAGUAAUUGCAAGCUUCAAUAAAAAAAAAAAACAGCUUGUCAUUCUGUCCUUUUAAACUGAGAUUAAUGAGCAGAAAAUGAGUCAAAAUUUCUCCCUCUAUUUUCCUUGCAUUCCUGCCACGCUUCUCGCAGGGAUUAAAUUGUAGCUACUUAGAAAAACAUUCCACUAUUUUGUUUUUGUCUUCCCAUCUGUUCUGGCCUCCCAGACUGGCACUUUCGUUCUAAAAUGAUUCCAGGCUCUACUUUGUAGUGUUUUAAACAAUUCAAGCUGCAGAAUACAGUGUGAAGAAGGACUUUUUGAUUUUCCUAACUUUCCUAAUAUUCAGAAGGGAUUUAUUGCCAGUUUUAUGAGAACUAGCUAACAUGUCCAGUGUUCAGUUCUAAUGGACAGGUCGGAAGUAUUAAAUGUAGUGACAAAAGUGCAAUAACAACCAACAUCAGUUCAUGUCACUGAAAUGCUCUCACUGUUUUGUUUAGGCAACAAACUGUUUUCAUGUAAAAAACAAUUAAAAAGAAUAUUAUUUAUAAAGCAUUGUUUUUAUCUUACCAAAUAAAAGUCUGACAUUUUUA